CAAUGUUUAGAGUUGAUGCGCAUGUCUCGUGAUGCAUAUGUGCGGUUGUGUCAAAAUUUUAGACAUAAUGGAUGGCUCACAGAUAGUAAAUAUGUAUAUGUAGAAGAAAAGAUAGCAAUAUUUUUAUCCAUUAUAGGGCAUAAUGAGCGUUUGUGGUUAUCAAGAGGAGAUUCCAACAUUCUUCGCAAACGAUUCACAAAUAUUUUCACGAGGUUCUUGAAGCAAUGAUGAAGUUUGCAAAAGAGAUGAUAUCAUCUACAACAUCCGAUCCAAAUCUAGAUAUUCCUGGUGCUCAUAAAAGGCUACGUAAAAUUUUUAAGGGAGCAAUCGGUGCACUUGAUGGGACAUUAGUACAUGCCAUUGUUCCCACUAAUCAACAAAUUGUUUACAGAGGAAGAGGAAAGGGUAAAUGUUAUCAGAAUGCAUUAGGUAUAUGUGAUUUUAACAUGGUCUUUACUUAUGUUUACGCUGGAUGGGAAGGAGUAGCACAUGAUGCACGAGUUCUUACAGAGAUUGUAUCUAAUCCAGAAAAUGGCUUUCCAUUUCCUCCUUAUAAUAAGUACUAUCUAUGUGAUGCGGCACAUCCAAACACUCGAGGAUUUCUAGCACCGUACCGUAAUGUUCGAUAUUGGUUAGGAGAUUAUCAGCGUAGGAGGGCCAUAAAUACGGAGGAAAAUUUUAAUCAUGCUCAUGCACAACUCAGAAAUGUUAUUGAACGUGCUUAUGGAGUUCUAAAAGCAAGAUUUCCGAUAUUGGAUAAGAUGCCUCCAUAUUCUAUUGAUGUCCAGAGAGAUGUUGUUGUUGCAUGUUUUGCAGUUCAUAAUUUUAUCAGGAAGGAGCGUAUAAAUGAUGAACUGUUUAAUCAAUAUGAUUCACCUCAGCUAAUAUUUGACGAGGAAGAAGGAGAACAGGAAGAAGUGUUAGAUGAAACAAGUGGACCCAGUUGGACAACUGAAGAUUCGCAGAUAAUGCACAAUAUGCGUGAACAACUUGCACUUCAACUAAUGCAAAGAAGAGGAAAUACUUGAGAUUUUUAUAUUUUCAUUAUUUGAAAUACUUCUAGUGUUUGAACCUUAGAAUUUGAUCUGAUGUAGUUAAUUAUUUAAAUUAUCUUAUACUUGAGCGUUUGAA
Messenger RNA from Lycium ferocissimum, 1131 nucleotides. RefSeq lists its product as uncharacterized. The transcript has 3 exons. The record is from RefSeq and is a predicted model, not a curated record. The coding region runs from base 225 to 1028 and encodes 267 amino acids. Lineage: Eukaryota; Viridiplantae; Streptophyta; Magnoliopsida; Solanales; Solanaceae.